This is a messenger RNA of Brassica napus (rape), 6358 nucleotides long. Its product is annotated as NAC domain-containing protein 76-like. The record is from RefSeq and is a predicted model, not a curated record. Gene Ontology annotation, biological process: regulation of DNA-templated transcription. The transcript is spliced from 4 exons. Gene Ontology annotation, molecular function: DNA binding. NCBI's taxonomy places the organism in Eukaryota, Viridiplantae, Streptophyta, Magnoliopsida, Brassicales, Brassicaceae. The coding region runs from base 616 to 1728 and encodes 370 amino acids.
AUGUUGAACACGGCACCAUCAUUUGAUUGAAGUGGAUAAUUUACUAAUCGUAUGUCUAUGUGUAGUCCCCAAGAAUAUGCAAAAAUCUUGCAAACGUAGUGUUUUUUAGCUUUCUUGAAAAUUUAUAUGUAACUCUAUAUUUAGUACUGCAUCAAUCAAAAACAUCAGAAGUAAUAGUUUUGAUAUCUCUAGGUCCGUUUUAUUAAGUCAUGUAUCUAUAGAAUUAAAGAAAUGUGUUAAAAAUAAUAAUAUAAAGAAUGUAAAAAGAAGCGGGCGAGGAGGCCAGGAGGGUGACAUACGCAAAUGGGGACAUGGAGAAUGCCACGCGCAAUUGAGAGGUCCACACUCUCUAUACCUUUUAUAUUUCACCAAAUCAUCAAUCUCUCACUACCACUCUCUCUCUCUCUCACUUCAUAUUCCCCGAAGUAUAACCAAACCAGUAAAUAUCAUCUCUCUAUCGAUGAUCAUCAUCUACACAUCAAUAUCUGUCUAAUCUCCUUCUUCUUCCUCGACAUCCCUCGUUUUCCUUGCUUAGAAACGAGUAGAUAACAUUUGACACACAUAUAUUUAUAUAUCUGUGUGUAUAAAUAUUCCACAAAUCAAAGAAAAGAAAUAAUGGAAUCAGUGGAUCAGUCAUGUAGUGUUCCUCCGGGAUUCAGGUUCCAUCCAACAGAUGAAGAGCUCGUUGGUUACUAUUUGAGGAAGAAAGUGGCAUCACAAAAGAUCGAUCUUGAUGUCAUUAGAGAUAUUGAUCUCUAUAGAAUCGAACCAUGGGAUUUACAAGAAAGAUGCCGAAUCGGAUACGAGGAACGAAAUGAAUGGUAUUUCUUCAGCCACAAAGAUAAGAAAUAUCCAACAGGAACACGGACAAACAGAGCAACCAUGGCUGGUUUUUGGAAGGCCACAGGUCGAGACAAGGCUGUCUAUGAGAAGUCAAAAUUGAUGGGUAUGAGGAAAACACUUGUAUUCUACAAAGGAAGAGCCCCUAAUGGCCAAAAAACUGAUUGGAUCAUGCAUGAAUACCGGCUAGAGUCAGAUGAGAAUGCGCCUCCUCAGGAAGAAGGGUGGGUCGUUUGUAGAGCUUUCAAGAAAAAACCAACGACCGGGCAAGCCAGGAACACGGAAACUUGGAGAUCAGGUUACUUUUACGACCAAUUACCGAGCGGAGUUGGCUCGAGUAUGGAGCCUCUCAAUUACGUAUCUAAGCAGAAACAAAACAUUUUUGCACAAGAUUUUAUGUUCAAGCAAGAACUAGGAGGGUCAGAUAUCGGUUUAAACUUCAUUGACUGUGAUCAAUUCAUUCAACUUCCGCAGCUAGAAAGCCCUUCAUUUCCUCUUAUGAAGAGGCCAGUGAGCUCAACGUCGAUAACAUCACUGGAGAAGAAUCAUAAUAAAUACAAAAGACCACUAACAGAAGAUGAUGAGAAUUUCGACGAGCUAAUAAGUAGCAAAAGUAAAGAUAAGAAGAAGAAAGUAUCAGUGAUGACAACGGAUUGGAGAGCACUCGAUAAAUUUGUUGCUUCUCAACUUAUGAGCCAAGAAGAUGGAGUUCCAGAUUUCGGAGUUCAUCAAGAAGACGACACCAACAAAACUGGUCAAUGCAAUAACGAAGAAAGCAAUAACAGUGGUAUAGAGAUGCCUUCAUCGUCGUUAUUGAGGAAUAGAGAAGAAGAGAACAGGUUCAUCAGUGGGUUCUUGUGUACGAGUUUGGACUAUGACUUAAUAUAGGGAUUUGCAUAAUUGCAUGUUUGAUAAAAGAUAAUGAUAUAGUAUGGUGCGUAACGUUUUCUAUAUAGGUAGAAUAAAUUGAUAUAAAAUAACAUAUAUAAAUAUUUUUAAAAAAUUUCUUUUUCUUAUUAUAUCGAUAUUAUAUAUACUUGUCGUGAAAAUAACUGGGCUAUGAAAGGAGUAAUCACAAUGACUUUGUGUGUUAAUGUUGCUAUAACCAGGUUUUUAGGGUUCUGAUCUACUUUGAACCAAAAAAAAAAAGGGUUCUGAUCUACAUGUGUAUGAUUUGACUAUCAAACUAAAAGAACACCGCAGGGAUUUUUUUUUAGUGUAGUUUCUCAAUGGGCUUGUUUAAGUUAUUGUAUUCUAAUUUUUGGUAUAAUAAAAAUUAUAGGAGUAUUCAUUAAUUAAUUAAUUAAGAUAGACUAUUUACAAGUAUACAAAGAGAAUCUCAUAUAUAAUAGUAUGUAAGUUUAACUAAUUACAUAGAUACAUGUAGAAAAUAACACGUUUACAGAUCAAUAUCUGUACUAACAUUAAAUUUCAUAGAAUUGGUUAUUUCUUGAGAGAGCUAGUUAGAUAGAUAAAAUAAUUAAUUAAUGAUAGGAGUAAAGAAAUAAAAACAAAGUGUUGGCCCAAAGUGGGCUCAUGAGUUUGUCGAGCGUGCGGUGUACAAGAUGGGUAGUCCGUUGGGCAUGCUUUGUCGUCGUUUCAAGAGCCCUUACCCGUUUCUUGCUUUUUCCACAAUUUCAAUGUAAAUUUCAUUUUAGGUUUUCCUCAACUUUUAUACUGUUGAAUUUUUGUCAAAUUACAGACACAUGAGUCUCAUUCUAUUUCUCUCAUUUCUUUAAAGAUGAAAAAAAUUAUGAAGAAAAAAUUCAUCUUCCAAUUUCAAUGAGGAGUAAAUUAAACAUAAAUUCUUAUAUUUCUAUUUUAUUAUUUCUUCAACUGAAUUUUUGUUCAUUAUUUUAUUCAUUUUUGUUUAAUUAAACGGCGCUAAGCGAAGCUUUGGUUCUUAUCAAAUUAAAUAAUCCUUAUCUUAAAUCAUUUUUGUUUUUUGUAUAAUGCCAAAGAAUAACUGUAUACAUUAUCUAGCUUAGAUUAUACGUGGAAACAUUUUGAUUGAAUAGUUGGCUUAAUACUCAAGAGUUUAUUUACCGUCUCAUUUAAACUAUGCAAGUUUUACAAUUAGAAGCAGUUUCCAUUCACAAGCUAGAUAAAAGUAAGUCGAAGGAACCAUCAAAUUGGAUCGAUCUCGGUAUCUCUGGUCUACGAUAAUUUCAUAAAGUCCAAUUUGCUUAAAAGUUAAAACUGAUAUUUCUUGGAUGGAGUUUAACCUAGAUAUGAUACAUAUAGACAAAUGCAACUAAUAGUAUCUUGGAAGAAUCUUCAACACAUCUAGUUACUCUAAACAAAACUGGAUAAUUUCUUGUAAAUAAAUAUAUAUAUAGUUAUAGAUUAUCGUAAAAAGUGAUGCCAAAAUCUUAGCAAUGGAUUAUAACCAAAAAAACAAUGGAGAUUUACUUGAUGGUAGCUUUUGAAAUGGAGGGAUGUGAUUGAAAGAAAGACAAAGCUUCUGAUUUGUCCAUUUCAUACUUAGAGUGGGCCAGCUAAAUCACUCUCAUGUCUUCUAUGCAAUCCUUUCUUACUUUGCAUUUUGCAUUUUGCAUUCUUAUGUCUUCUUUUUCCUAAAGAUGUGUCCAUUAUUUUGUAUAAUUUUAUAGGUGGCGACAAAGACGGCUUACAUUUAGACGGCCAGUAUGAAUAUGAUUAGGAACAAUUGCACACUUUUACUCAAACUAAUGAUUAAUUUUCUUUUUUUGUUACUUCUCAAAGAGUAUAUAUAAUUCACUGAAUUCUUCGUUUCCCUGAAAUUUAUGGUGUUGCUUUUCACACCUUUAAUAAGUUCUUCAUAUAUACAAGCCACAGUUCGAACUUCGAAUUGAACAAUAUUGACACUACCCACAAGGAUCUUUUUUUUUUGAAACACUACUACUCAAAAGUAUCUAUAACAUAUUUUUGUGAUGAAACUAUAAUUUGUUUCUUAAUAUAUAUAGUACGCAAUAAUUUACAUAUAUUUUGGAUGGUUUUUUGAUGAUUAAGAACAUAUUUUUUGCAGACAUUACCAAAAUCUCAUAUAACUUGUUGCUUUUUGCAGUUUAGUUCAAGCAAGAACUUCGAUAUAGACAUGUUAACACGUGUGUGGUAUGGUUUGAAUAUACCUAAACAUGCGACUACAUUCAGGGGCGGACCCACACCUAUAGGAGGUGUGGCACGUGCCACAGUCUAAUUUAUAAAAAUUCUUGUAGAAAAGGGGACACAGAUGAAAAUUACCAUCUCUUUUGAUUAAAUGAUUGAACAGUGCCCCAUAUAACUCGUGACGAGCCGUAGGCUUGUUUUUAAUUUCCAGAUUUUUUUAACACAUUUAUUAUAUUAUAUUUACCCGUUCAUAAAGAUUUGUUAUUUCUCCUUUGUUUCUUUUUUUUGUUCUCCUUUGUUUCUUUGUUACUAGUAGAAAAUAAAAUCUUCUACUCCUUUUCUUUAAGAUUAGAUUUUUACCCUUUUCUAAAAUAAAAGUCAAUUUAUUUAAGUUUUACAUUAACAAUUUUUUUUAUCAAACUUAAAUUAAAGUAAAUAUUUUUUCAAAACUUAAAUUAAAAUAACAACUACAAUAAAUAUGCUUUUUACAGUAAAAUUGUACAUAAUAUAUAAUUUUGUAAUAUUACUUAAAGAUAUUCAAUAUUAUACAAAUGUUUAUCAUUUUUAUUUAAAUCGUUUUAAAAUAAAUACAAAAUUUUAAAGAUUAAUGUAAUUAAAAAUACAUUAGAAUAUUUAUAAUUGAUAUUUAUUUAUAUAUAUAGUGCCUCAUGUUAAAUUAUUUUCUAGGUCCGCCCCUGACUACAUUAGACCCACGGACCACUUCUAGUCUACUCUCUCUCUUUUGGGCAAAAUAAUAUGAAAAGUAUCUCAGAAUCUUGACCAAUGGGAACUUGACGCAAACAAUAGGAAUCGUUGGUUUGUACACGUUGUCGUCUUUCAAUCAAAUUUUCAGAACACAUUAAAACAAUAAAAGUAAAAUGACAAAGGUUUGUGUGUGUAUGGUCAAACGAGAGUAAACUAAAUUACCAAUGAUACCAAUUGUAAUGAUGCAGUUUUUUUUAAGUUGGAAGAUUUGAUAAAAAAUCUAAAGUAUAGAUUAAAUUUAAAUGUGAUAUAGCCCAAACUUUUUGAGUAAGAUUGUCAAACUCUUUCUCACCUUUUUCUAUAAUUUUCUUCUUUAAAAUUGUGAAAUUUCCUAAUAAAAAUGUUCUAAGAGCAAAAUAUCGAAUCAUGUUUUUUAUUCCCUCCGUUUGUUUUUUAAGUCGUUUAACAAGAUUUCACAUGGAUUAAGGCAGUUAACAUAAUGUCUAUUUUGUUUUUCUUUGUCCUUAAAAUAACGUGUGCACUUAUUUUAGAUUACUAUUCCCAAUCUUUUAUUAAUUAGUCAAAUGUUACUAAUUCUAAUUUAUUCUAGUCUCAGCCAUUUAACACCAUCAUGAUUUCACAGAAGUAUUUUAAUGUUCAGUUAUUCCUUUAGUCAACUAUAUGGUUGUGACUGAGAAAUUAUAGCAUAGAGGAAAUAAAAUGGUUGAAAGUGGAGUAACAUAAAAUAAGCGGAAAGAGGAAAAAAAAUUAAAAAAUAAUGAGAAAGAGAGGGAAAAGGAAAAAAAAUGUUGUUACUCUCAUUAUAUCUAAAGUAACAUCUAGUGUAUGUUUCUCUCUUCUGAAACAGUAAUAAGAGUAAAUGGGAGGAAAUUAAAUUCCACCUGAUUGGCAACUUUUAAGAGUAAACUGGAGUAAUUAGUUUUUCACCUUUGUGUGUUACGCUAUACAAUCACACACUAUAUAUUGAUUUGAGAACAUACGGGUAAAUAAGAUUUAUAAAUUUUAUAAUAAAUUAUGGAGUCAAAUACUAAUCAUCUUCAUCUUUGGUCUCUGCUUUUUUUUUUUUUUUUGCCUUCUAAUAUUAUUUAUUAACCAAAGUUUUUACAAAAUACAUAGAAAGCCCACCACACAGGGAAUAAGACAAAAGUAACUAAGCCCACAAAAUAAACCAAAGCAAACAAAAGCCCACCAAGGAUCCAAGAACAACCCACAUCAGAGGAAACAAGACGGAAACACGUCUUCCCCACGUGUUCAAUCGAUUGAGAGCAAAAAACACGUGUUACGCAAAGACUCCACCGCCUUCACCAAAUUGGAAAUCAUCGCCGGACAAAACACGGCAACCACCGGAACCUGCCGGGAACAGUUUCACAACCACAAACUCCACCAGAUUGAAGCCAAACCACCUUCAUCACCUGAUUCCUUUUCACCUGAGAGCAUCCAUCGAACCAAUUCGAGAGCUCAUCCAGAUUCUUCAAACCACACCUAAAAACCAAAGCUUUCCACCAAACGGAAAACCUGAGAAAAUCAAUUAUAGUCGGAUUCUAGCUACCCAUAUCCGCCGUUAUCACCUAAGGAGGUGUAAGUAACGCAGAGGUAUGCCGACCGUCCGUCGCCGGAGACAAAAACCAGACGACCACCACAUGAAGGAUGCGACGCUGGAGGCAGAACCGGUCAGAUUACACCGAACCGGAGAGGAACGUUGGAA